CCAUUCUAAGCGCUCCGAGUCUGGAGAGUUCAUCAGUACUAAAAGUCGUCAGUAUAAGUGGAGAAGUUUGGCAAUCAGAUUGUUUGUCUGCUGCCACCGCAAAAAGGUCAUUUUCCGGGAGGAUGCUGCACCCAGUGCGACACGUACUGAACCAGAAGCGAAUAGUGCUGGCCAGUGGAUCUCCACGACGCCAAGAAUUGAUGAAGAAUCUCGGCAUCAAUGUGGAGAUCUGCCCCUCUCGCUUUGAGGAGGACUUCAAGCCAGAGGAUUUCCCCUCCUUUUGCGCCUACGUGGAGGAGACUGCCCUGCACAAGGUGCUGGAAGUCAGCGAUAGACUUCAUGAUCCCGUGCCAGACGUCAUAAUCGGAGCCGACACAGUCGUUACAAUGGACGGAGUGGUUUACGGAAAGCCCAAGAACAAGGAGAGAGCAUUUCAGAUACUCACCAAGCUCAUGAAUCGCAAGCAUCGCGUCUAUACGGGCGUCGUGAUAAAGAUCGCCGAUAAGUUCAUCAGAUUCACAGAGACAACAGAUGUGUACUUUGGCCAAGCCACACCAGAGCAGAUUCACGCGUAUGUGGACACAGGGGAGCCCCUAGACAAGGCGGGCGGCUAUGGGAUUCAGGGCAUCGGAGGGACUUUCAUUGAGCGCAUUGAGGGUGACUAUUUCACGGUGAUUGGACUCCCGCUCUACAGAAUAUGCCGGGAAUUGUACUGCCUCUUCAGAUAAUUCACUGCACGGGAAGAAGGUUCCUAUUUAGACUCCAGACAGACGCAUGUCCUCUGUAUGGCGAUAAAGAGACUCUAAUUCACA
This is a messenger RNA of Phlebotomus argentipes, 812 nucleotides long. RefSeq names its product dTTP/UTP pyrophosphatase. The record is from RefSeq and is a predicted model, not a curated record. Lineage: Eukaryota; Metazoa; Arthropoda; Insecta; Diptera; Psychodidae. Gene Ontology annotation, molecular function: nucleoside triphosphate diphosphatase activity. The transcript is spliced from 3 exons. Bases 123 to 728 code for a protein of 201 amino acids.